CCCUUUCUUCGUUAUUCUACCCUCGCACACUUGUGAACACGCCACAACACCAACCUGAACUUUAACUUUUGUUGAUGUCGCAUAAGCUCAUGGAACUAUGGAAAUGGCCCCACACAGUCGGGGCUUCGAGUUCGACCUGGAACGUAGUCAUGCAAUGAACCAUUUGGGUACUGGAUAUCAACCUCGAAUCAAUGUCGAUCCUCUCUCUCGUAUGAGGGAAAGGGUAGAAGCCUUGCUGGACGAUCAAGAUGAACUUGCGGAGGAUAGAGAAACCUUACUCAUUGCACGUCAGAGCCAUUAUGCCAAAGCCCUGGAGGUCCGUAAGCAGCGUAUACAGACGGGAGACGCCGAAGCAGGCCUUAUGACAGCCUUGCAAGACGCCUUCCCUCACGGCAUCCCACCCGGGAUAUCCAAUGCUUAUCAAAGACUUCGAGAGGAGAGAGACAAACUUGGCCCUCUUGAAGAUGACUAUCUACAAGAAGGCGAAGCUCUUGGAGGGCAGGAAUGGCGGUACGUGGCCAAAGAAAAGAGGUUCUUCUCGAUAGGAGUCAUGGAUUUGCUUGAGGAUGAUGACGAUGAUGACGAUGAUGGCGGUCAUGACCGCCGGGAUAUUCAACCAGUUCCAAAUCCCUUGCCUCGAAAACCGACAAGUAUCAUGCCAUCCAUCGCUGUUCAGUAUCAAGCUGCAGUUGCCAACCUCCGCUACUUGGUCAAGCAAUUCGACACGUUUCGGCAAGAAACAUGCCACUUCUCCGAUGUCAUGUCUUCCAAUGCCACCGACAUAGAGCCGGAACCUCUCAAUCAAGUCAGUGUCUCUUCGAUGAACCCGAAGCUGCAAAAGUUGUCUAGCAGCCUUCUAGACCGCAUCGCAGACGCCCAGGUUAAGGUUCAACAACUACGACAGGAACUCAGGAAUCAUGAUGAUGGCGAUCUCAAUCGGCGGCUGCGUCGAAAUUCUGAACCGACAGUUAUCGCCCCGAGAACUGUGUCUUUCAACGCCUCUUUUAAAGCACCCACAGAAGGCUCAAGUCAUCCGGUUGCAGAGUUCCCUCCUGUCGAACAACGAGUGCAAGAGUGGCUACUAGACAUCCUUCGCGACAGUGCGCUCGAAAAGGCCUACUAUCUAAAUAUCCUGGAAGACAGUAUGCGAGACGUUGGCCUUGUGUAUAACAGUCACGAUUCAUGGGAAGACCGAGCCGUCGAAUUCUGGCAGUCCGACUCCGACAAUCCAUCGCCCGCGGACCAGAGGGCCCAGCAUUCUGUGCUGUUAGGAUCUGUCGAGCCCAGGGUUGCUGAACCUGUUGAUCCAAGGCUAACAAUCGACAGUCGAACCGCAUCACGGAACCAGGACUUGUACGAAGACAUCGACGACAUGUCACCUUUUCGGACAGAUGAACCGGCGCCAGCUGACAAGGAAGCCCCGAUGCCCGUUGUGUAUGUACCGGACGUACCAAGUGACUCCCCAGAACCAGGUAAUAUGCCCCGCAUUGAAUUCUAUACCCCAGUUGACGCGGAUUCCCACCCGCAAAGUAUUCCGGAAUCCUCUGAACCUUCUGGCAUUUAUCUCCAACCAUCACCUUCUCGGGUACGUAUUGAUAGCGGCCAUAACUCGGAAGGCUCACUGCAAUGGUGUUCACCUCGGAAUGAUAACCUAGGCUCCGGAAAACCCCCGGAUCCCACCGUGGAUGACGAUGUGGCCUCUCUUAAAGCCCUGGAACAGACGGACACAGCGACUGCCAAACCCUCAGCCCCGAGCCGGAGCAAUUUGGAAGGCGAUAUCCCAGUACAAUACAAUCAUCCCGAUCUUGAAUCACGUGGACAGCAUUAUUUGCCUCAUACUUCGAAUAAAUCUCUUCUGAAGGCUCAUGGACGGUCCCGUGCACUCUCUGCGGGACCAAAAGACUCCUCGCUCCCAAAAGAUCUGGCCCCUCCAGUGACUCACAAACGUCACAAAAGUACCUCUGAUCUUCGAGAGUCAUCGGAGCAACAAAUAAAUUUGUUAAUGAGUAGUCCAACAUAUCAGAACCCGGACCGUUAUCCGUUUGUUUUCUCAAACCUUUACAGCUUCUCUCCCAAGAUACCUUCUUUCAGAUGCAAUGGCUGACCUCCGGUGUGCCCUUCAACAAUAAAUUGCAGCAUCUACGGAACUAA
This is a messenger RNA of Aaosphaeria arxii CBS 175.79, 2151 nucleotides long. RefSeq lists its product as uncharacterized. The coding region runs from base 98 to 2104 and encodes 668 amino acids. The record is from RefSeq and is a predicted model, not a curated record. The transcript has 3 exons. Lineage: Eukaryota; Fungi; Ascomycota; Dothideomycetes; Pleosporales.